Molecule: messenger RNA, 1020 nt
Organism: Pichia membranifaciens NRRL Y-2026
Lineage: Eukaryota; Fungi; Ascomycota; Pichiomycetes; Pichiales; Pichiaceae
Exons: 1
Coding region: 1-1020 (339 amino acids)
Biological process (GO): protein N-linked glycosylation; cell wall mannoprotein biosynthetic process; protein O-linked glycosylation
Cellular component (GO): Golgi apparatus; membrane
Molecular function (GO): alpha-1,2-mannosyltransferase activity
Source: RefSeq, a predicted model, not a curated record
AUGGACCCCGUGGUGGGCCAGCAAGUGUUGAUCGAAAACUACCGGCGGGAAAAUGCGACGAUAAUGACGCUCUGUCGGGAGGAUGACCUAUCGGACAUUUUGGGCACGAUCCGGAACCUCGAAGACCGUUUCAACAAGGACUACCACUACGACUGGGUGUUUCUCAACAACGAGGAGUACAGCGCCGAGUUCAAGGCAAAGGUGUCGAAGUUCACGUCGGGGAGAACACGGUUCGGGCUCAUCCCGAAGGAACACUGGUCGUACCCGGCAUUCAUCGACCAGGAGAAGGCCCGGGCUGAGAGACAGCUGAUGGAGGAUGACGGCGUCAUCUACGGCGGCAUGGAGUCCUACAGACACAUGUGCCGGUUCAACUCGGGCUUUUUUUACAAGCACCCGAUUAUGAUGGAGUACAAGUACUACUGGCGGGUGGAGCCGCAUGUCGAGUUCACGUGCGACAUCAAUUUCGACCCUUUCAGAUACAUGGUGGAAAACAAGAAGACGUACGGUUUCACCAUCACGAUUCACGAGUUCGAGCGGACCAUCCAGACUUUGUGGAAGACGACGAAGAAGUUCCUCGCCGAUCACCCCGAGCACGUGCAUAAAAACAACUUGGCUAAGUUCAUCACCAACGACAACGGCGACACGUACAACUUGUGCCACUUCUGGUCGAACUUCGAGAUUGCUGACAUGGACUUCUGGCGCUCUAAGGCUUAUGAAGAUUACUUCCACGACUUGGACAAGUCGGGCGGCUUUUUCUAUGAGCGUUGGGGUGAUGCCCCGGUUCACUCCAUCGCCGCAGCUUUGUUUCUCGACCGGGAUCAGUUGCACUACUUCAAGAACAUCGGUUACCAGCACGGCGUCUACCAGAUGUGCCCUAUCGAAGACGAAAUCUACGAUGGCAACCGCUGCUACUGCGACAAGGACAACGACUUCACCUUCGACGGCUACGCGUGUGGCAAGGAGUUCUUUGACGCCAUGGGCUGGACAAAGCCCGCCAACUGGGAACAAUACGCCAAUUAA